Messenger RNA from Eurytemora carolleeae, 2503 nucleotides. RefSeq lists its product as uncharacterized. The transcript has 3 exons. The coding region runs from base 99 to 2444 and encodes 781 amino acids. Lineage: Eukaryota; Metazoa; Arthropoda; Copepoda; Calanoida; Temoridae. The record is from RefSeq and is a predicted model, not a curated record.
ACCCCUAGUCAUGAAGAACACAUGUUAAAAUCAGUUUUAUGCAGUAGUUUACUGUUCACUUUGAUCUAAGCUCUCUCACGGGUCAUGUGGAAGUAAUAAUGUUGUUUUUAAUUUUCUUGAUCCCGGCCUUAUCCAAAGCAGAUGGUUUAGUUCUAUCAGCAAGCAAUGAAUCCUUUGUAAACUUAGCAAAAACAUUUUUCUCUCAACCAGAUCUGCUUGUGUCUGCUCUUGGUGCAAAAAGAUCAAAAAGGGGCACAUAUGAUAAAGAGUAUGUUUUCGACAGCCUUGGUGUUCAUAUUGGUAUAAAGUAUAAGAAUCCUGAUGAUCCGAGUCAUGGAGGAACAGCUCAUUUGGAAAUACAAGAUCUUUCAAAGCUGAUUUCAGCUACAGAUAUAGGCUUGGUGAAACUUGAAGUUAAAAAAGAUAAAUCAGCCGAUUAUCAUGAGAAUUAUCAAUUCCGAAUUGAAUAUGAGUUAAAAUCAAACCAUAAGCCUUGGUCAGGAGAAAUAGACCUGAAUAUUUGGAAGCGUAAAACAGUUCAAGAUUAUGAUCUUUCAUUCAAAAGCCAAGAUGGAAGCCUAAUACAUCAAUUUGAAAUCCAAAUUAACUCAACUGGAAAAGACCAACUUGAAGGAAGAUUUAAAUAUCCUAAUUCUGAUUCAGAAGAAUAUCCAAUACAAAUUAAGAAUGAUGAAAAUAAAAUUAGUUUGUGGAUUAAAACACCAAAAAGAACAACCUUAUUGGACAUUGAAAUAAAUCGAAAACAUUUUGGCUUACAAAUAAGAAUUGAUUUCUCCAAAAUAGGAUAUAUGUUUGUAGCAAACCUAAACAUAGAAGACACCCAAGAAGAAGUGAAAUCUUAUGGUUUUUUCCAGGGCAAUAGAAACCAAGUCAAUUUUAAGAUAGAGGUCAAUAAGGCUUUACAAAGCAUUUAUCUUAAGAUAGUAGAGGGAAAACAACCAAGAAGGAAGGUGAACAUCUACAAAUUUAAAUUCAGAGAAACUCCACUGCUAAUACUAAAGAAGCAUGAGACACAUGGUUAUGACUUGCUUUUAGAUUUUGGCAAAGAUCUACCCAUAGCUCCCACUGUAAGAUUGGCAUUUAGUCGUCAAAAUUUUACACCAUCAAGAGUAAGAAACCAAAUUGAGCUUUCGGUAAGUUUUACAGAAUUUCCAGAUAGUAAUUCACCCUCAUCAAAUAGAUUUACAGCAACCUUACAGAGCCAUGAAAUAGAGCAAUUUAGAUUAUCUGGGUCUCAUGAUUUAUUUGCUGAAUGGGAUGGAUCAAGGAUAUUCGAAUUUCAUUCUCAUGUGAUGGUUUCUGACAAUGAGUUUUGUAGAAAUGAUCAUUUUGGCCUUUGUGAAAUUGAAUGCAAUUUAUCAGCUAGCAUACAAUCAAUUGUCUGGGAAAUUAUCCAUUCCCUUGUAGGUAAAUUUACUUCAAUUGAUCACUUCUCCUUUAAAAACAGAUUGCAAUUUUUGAAUGGGAAAAUUAUUUAUGGAAUCUCAGAUCUGAGGACAAGCUUAGCUAAAUAUGAAAAUCGUCUGAUUCAGAUAGAAUGUGAGAACAUGCUUGAUAUGGUAAGAAUAAAAACUUCUUCUAUUUGGGGAAGAAAACAAUCACUUUCAUUUGAUGUCUGUGUCCCAAAAAGUCUAAAUAAAUUGGACAAGUUUGAGUUAGCUUAUGAUGAUGAGAACAUGGUAAUAUCAAUUGAUGGGAAGACAAAACCCAUUCUCAGCAAUGAACUAGCCAGAUAUGAAUUCCGAUUCUUAUACAAUGAUUACUUAAUGACAUCUGGAGAACUUACUAUCAACAAAGGCACAUUAGAACUUCUUUUUAAAGAAGAGCAUGAUAAAUCCCACCAUGAUUACAACAUUCUUAUUUCCAGCAAUAGAAUGAGUGAUAAUUCAGUGAAUAUUGAAAUAGAGGGUAAAACAAAACCAUCUCUGAAGGGGGAAUCAGCCUGUCCUUUCUUAAGCUGGAACACAACCUAUGUAUUUAAUCAAAAUGCUAAGGACACAGUGUUUACUUUGGUUUCAAAACAGCUGAUGGAUAUAAGGGUUCUUGAGGAAAAAUGUUAUGAAACACCAAUUUUUAACAAAUCUUCAUUUAUGUUUAGUUUGUCAAGCCAGAAAAUACAGAAUUAUCAAAUUCAUCUUGAUUCAGAAUUAACUUCUAAACUGAUUCCUUCUGUUGAAUUAAACCUAAACACCUUGUCAUAUCCAUGGUACUUCAAGCUUAACCAUCUAUACCUGCAGUCUCCUGACCAGAAUUAUAUCAAACUAAUAACAGAUCUUGUUUCCAUUAUUCCUCAGUGUCAACAACCCUUGUGCCAACUUGAUGAAAAACUGCAUCAUAUUUUGAAGUCAGAUCAAUUUAACAAAUGUUUGAUUAUUCUAGGAUUUCCUCCAUUUUAUAUGCGAAUCUAUCAGGAGCUUUUUUAAUAUGUUCAUAUUUCUUGUAUUCAAAUAUAGAUUAUUAAAUAAAUUGUUCAAUGAUUAGA